AUGUCUUAUCAGAAGCCUGAGAAGGAUUUCGGCGAGGCCCCCAAGGUCCACAAGAUCCGCAUCACCCUGACCUCCCGCAAGGUUCAGGCCCUCGAGAAGGUCUGCCAGGAGCUCAUUGAGCGCGCCAAGAACAAGGACCUCCGCGCCAAGGGCCCCGUCCGCCUGCCCACCAAGAUUCUCAAGAUCACGACCCGCAAGACGCCCUGCGGUGAGGGUUCCAAGACUUGGGACUCGUACGAGAUGCGCAUUCACAAGCGCCUGAUCGACCUGACUGCUCCGACUGAGAUUGUCAAGCAGAUCAUCAUCAACAUCGAGGCUGGUGUCGAGGUUGAGGUUACGAUUGCUGCUUGA
Messenger RNA from Parathielavia appendiculata, 351 nucleotides. Its product is annotated as ribosomal protein S1. The transcript has 3 exons. Gene Ontology annotation, biological process: translation. Gene Ontology annotation, molecular function: structural constituent of ribosome; RNA binding. Lineage: Eukaryota; Fungi; Ascomycota; Sordariomycetes; Sordariales; Chaetomiaceae. Gene Ontology annotation, cellular component: cytosolic small ribosomal subunit; ribosome. The record is from RefSeq and is a predicted model, not a curated record. Bases 1 to 351 code for a protein of 116 amino acids.